Messenger RNA from Exophiala mesophila, 1553 nucleotides. RefSeq lists its product as uncharacterized. The transcript is spliced from 4 exons. NCBI's taxonomy places the organism in Eukaryota, Fungi, Ascomycota, Eurotiomycetes, Chaetothyriales, Herpotrichiellaceae. The record is from RefSeq and is a predicted model, not a curated record. Bases 1 to 1521 code for a protein of 506 amino acids. Gene Ontology annotation, biological process: antibiotic biosynthetic process. Gene Ontology annotation, molecular function: 3-dehydroquinate synthase activity.
AUGUCAGACCUUAAAGCCACAGUCGAAGAGACCGCGGCUGGAUUCGAUGUGCGAGGUUGUGAAGAGAUCAAGUACAGCUUUACCUUCCUUGAUGGUGUUUUCGACACCAAGAAUGGUCAAUUGGCUGAGAGCUACAAGAAAUGGGGUCGUUGCCUUGCCAUCAUGGACUAUAACAUCUUCUCAGUGUACGGCGAACAGGUUCAACACUACUUUGACCAUUAUGGCAUCAACCUUGAUGUUCACAAAACUAUGAUCGGCGAGAAAGCCAAAUCUAUCGACACUUUUCUCAGCAUUGUCGAUUCCAUGAAUAAGUUUGGGAUCUACAGAAAAGAGCCGGUUCUAGUCAUUGGCGGUGGACUUGUCACUGACGUUGCUGGAUACGCAUGCGCUUCGUACCGUAGAAACACAAACUACAUCCGAGUCCCCACCACUGUGAUCGGUCUGAUCGACGCUUCUGUCUCAAUCAAGGUUGCCGUCAACUAUGGUAACUACAAGAACCGCCUAGGCGCAUAUCAUGCACCUGUCCAAACUUUCCUCGACUUCACUUUUCUUCGAACACUACCAGAAGCACAAAUCCGAAAUGGUUUUGCCGAGCUUAUCAAGAUCUCGACGUGCGCCCAUCUUCCAACUUUUGAGCUUCUCGACAAAUUUUGCGAACAAUUGAUCGGGACUGGAUUUGGUCGUACAGAUGGGGCACCUCAAGAGGUUCGAGAUGCCGCAGAUGCUAUCAACCGAGCCGGUAUCCAUGAAAUGCUCAAAUUGGAGACACCCAAUUUGCAUGAGCUUGGUCUCGACCGGGUGAUUGCAUAUGGGCACACGUGGUCACCGCUGCACGAACUGGUGCCCGAGAUUCCACUGCGACACGGCCAUGCAAUCUCUAUUGAUAUGGCUUACUCGGCGACCUUAGCCAACAUGAGAGGACUCCUCAGCGACGAGGAGCACGUGAGGCUUCUGAACCUCUUUUCGAGGGCUGGUCUGUCCAUGGAUCAUCACCAAUUCGACGAAGACAUCCUCGAUAAAGGCACCCAAGCCAUACUUCGGACAAGAGACGGCAAGCUUCGAGCUGCUGUGCCUAGCCCUCUCGGAAGAUGCGUCUUCUUGAACGACGUAUCCAUGGAUGAGAUGUAUUCCGCCCUGAGGAAGCACAAAUCAAUAAUGAAGAAUUACCCCCGCCAAGGCCAAGGCCUAGAUGCUUUCGUGGACUCUAGUGACACAGGCUACACACUGAACGAUACGCCACUGGGUAUCAAUGUUGUCAACAGUCUCUCAGAUAAGUUGAACAAGAUUAGCGUCUUGAACGAUGAUACUCGACCAAAUAGAACAGCAGACAACGGAGUCCAUGGCGCUGGAUGGAAUACCACAAAUGCAGCACGAACGGCUACAAAGCCGGCCCCUGUAGCACCAAGGCUGGACGGAUUGAAGAAUGGUUUUGCCAAUGGGACACAUGCUGCACUAAAUGGACAGGCCACUGGUGUCACCAACGGAGUCAACGGCCGUAGUGACGGGGUUAAGGUCAAUUGACACCAUAACAUUGAUAUCUGGGUCUAGUUUAG